Styela clava is the source of this 3919-nucleotide messenger RNA. The record is from RefSeq and is a predicted model, not a curated record. NCBI's taxonomy places the organism in Eukaryota, Metazoa, Chordata, Ascidiacea, Stolidobranchia, Styelidae.
UAAAAUGAAUUUUCGUUGAAACUUUCCAAUGAAAUGGAAUCAAAACUUCAACUCAAGAACUGGGGUCUUCCUCAGUGUGUUCUGGAUCAAUACAAUAAGAAUGGAUUGGAAUCGAUGUUUCAAUGGCAGGCUGAGUGCUUGUCUAUAAAUGGAGUGUUAGAUGGACGAAAUUUGGUCUAUGCUGCUCCUACCAGUGCUGGCAAAACACUUGUUGUUGAAAUUUUACUUUUGAAGCGGAUUCUGGAGACUGGGAAGAAAGCUUUGUUUAUUUUACCUUUUGUAUCUGUUGCCAGAGAAAAACUGUUUCACAUGCGAACUCUUUUUGAAGAAACAGGAAUUCGCGUAGAUGGAUACAUGGGUGGACAUGCUCCUACAAACGGUUUCUCAUCAGUAGAUGUCGCUGUUUGUACAAUCGAAAAAGCAAACGGUUUGAUCAAUAGGUUGAUUGAAGAAAAGAAUAUUGAUCAGAUUGGUAUGCUUGUGAUUGAUGAGUUACAUAUGGUAGGAGAUGAAGGCAGAGGAUAUAUAUUGGAACUUCUGCUAACUAAGAUAAGGUAUGAGCGACUUAAGAAGUCUCUCACACAGUCAAGUAACAACACAAACAUUCAAAUAGUUGGGAUGAGCGCUACAUUACCAAAUCUUAGUCUUCUUGCUGAUUGGCUGGAUGCUGCUCUCUAUGUUACAGAUUUCAGGCCAGUACCUUUGCAAAGAUGUUUGAAGAUUGGUUCCGCAAUAUAUGAUAAUAAAUUAAAUAAAAUAAGGGAUUUUGUUCCAGCUUUCAAUUGCAAGAAUGAUGAUGACAACUUGGCAGCAUUAUGUUAUGAAACACUGAAUGAAGGAAACUCUGUUCUUGUCUUCUGUCCGACUAAAAACUGGUGCGAAAAAUUAGCAAAUAAUGUUGCUCAUCAGUUUUAUGAUCUCAACAGUUCCCAUCAGAAAGACAGCUCUCUCCCAUUCGUGAAACUCGAUCUUGAGACAUUGAAAGAAAUAUUCGAGCAGUUAUCCCAGUCACCAGUGGGUGUCGAUGCAAUAUUGAACAGAACUCUGCCAUUGGGAGUUGCAUAUCAUCAUGCAGGGCUAACCACAGAGGAGAGAGAUAUAGUUGAAGCGGGAUUUCGUAUCGGAGCGAUCCGUGUUCUCAUUGCCACUUCUACUUUGUCAUCAGGUGUUAAUCUUCCUGCAAGAAGAGUUAUCAUUCGAACUCCAACUUUCAAUAGAAAAACACUCGAUGUUCGAACUUAUCUGCAGAUGACAGGAAGAGCUGGAAGGAAAGGUGUUGAUGAUCAAGGGGAAAGCAUACUAAUUUGUCGUCAAAAUGAGCAAACUCGUGGAAAAUCUCUUCUGACCUCUCGACCAUUGCCAGUUAAAAGUUGUCUCAUACAAGCUGAUAAUGAAGAGUUAACAACGAGCAUGAAAAGAGCAAUAUUGGAGAUCAUCGUCAAUGGUGUUGCAUCAUCAUAUGAAUCAGUGAUGGAAUAUACAGAUUGUACUUUACUUUCAGCUCAGCUGAGAACUCAAGAACCAAAGGUAAUUAAAGGGCCAAUGACUCGACGUCGCUCAUCCAUAUCUUCCCCAAGUUUGAAAAGAUAUUCAGGAUUUAAUCGAGAUGUGAUUGAGAAUUGUGUGGAAUGGUUGGUUGAACAUGAGUUUGUACAUUUUCAAGAUGGUGCCAGUGGAAGUGAAAUGUGUGAGAGCAAUGUACAGAGACAUAUAAUUGCAACUCAGCUAGGAAGAGCUGCUCUACUUUCCUCUCUUCCAACAUCAGAAGCAUUGACAGUUCUUGCUGAUCUGCACCAGGCUAUGAAGGCAUUGGCUUUAGAUACAGAACUGCAUUUGAUAUAUUUGGUGACACCAAUCUUCUGUUAUAAUGAAUGGACAGGGCUGGAUUGGUAUCAAUAUCUCAAUGUUUAUGAAUCUCUUUCAACUUCUCAUAAAAAUGCUGCAAAUCUGAUCGGGGUCACAGAACAGUUUCUUACGAGAAUGGCAUCUGGUGCUCCAACUUCUACAAGACGUGGAAAGCAAGCUGAAAAAAUGCAAAGAUUACUGGGGACACAUAGAAGAUUCUAUGCAGCUUUAGCGCUUCAUGACUUGGUGCAAGAAGUUUCAUUAUCGAAUGUUUGCUCAAAAUAUUCCUGUAAUCGAGGAAUGCUCCAACAAUUACAGCAGUCGGCUGCCUCAUUUGCAGGUAUGGUGACAACAUUUUGUCAGGAGUUAGGCUGGUGGAGUUUGGAAGUUCUAUUGAGAGAAUUCCAAACCAGACUUGCAUUUGGUGUUCAGAGAGAACUGAUGGAUCUGAUGCAGAUAUCCCUGCUGAACAGUCAGCGAGCAAGAGCAUUGUAUACAGCAGGAUUGAUCACUUGUCAACAAGUAUCUCACGCUGAACCGUCUCAUAUUGAAUUGGUGCUCAGGAAUGCUUUGCAUUUCCAAACAAAUCGUAAAGCAGUGAAUGAAUCAGACUGGGAAGUGGAAGAACGGAGAAAACAAAGAAACGUUCAUGUUACUGGAAAGAGAGGAAUCACUGAAUAUGAAGCUGCUCAGUUGAUUAUCGAUGAAGCAAAAAAAAUUUGUGGUUCGAAGCAAAUAAAAGAUGAGAGUUUUAUGGCAGAAAAAUCCCCUCAGACUAAGAAAUCAAAGACACAGUCAUCACACAAAGACAAAAAGCUGAUUCUUUUAACUGAAGAAACUCCAAUGAAUAUUGGGGAUAAUGGAACAAUUGAUAAUGUCGACAAGGUUACGGGAAAUAAAACUCUAGAUUUAGAUCAACUCAAUGGUGAUUCUGCCAAUGUUGUGAGUGUGAAAAGUACAGGCAAAUCCCCAAGUAAUAAUAGAACUGAAAAAGUAUUCACAGAAGUGCAAACUGGUGAAAUAGAGUCACUUAGGGAUGAUCAACCAAAUAUUAAUUGUUUUCAAAACCAAUUAUUGUCUAGAGAAGCGCCCAUUUUAACUAAAGAGUCAAUGGAGAAGGGCCUAUCAAAUUAUGAAAAAGUUUCCAAACAAUUAUCCCCCAUAAGUACACAACACACUAGAGAAAUGUUCAACAAACAAACAACAAAUAGUCAAAUAUCUGAUGCAACAUUGAUGCCAGAUCCUAAUGAUGUAUCAAAAUCUUCAUCCCUGGUAGAAACACAUAGACCUUAUAAACAAGGGUUGCCAGAUUUUAACUCCACAUCAAAAACUGUUUCCCAGGUAGUAGAUUCAGGUUCCAAACAAGGGUUGCCAGAUUCCAGCUAUGUUGUAAAGGAAUCUUCAAUUACUGAAACACAUAAAUCUUGUAAACAAAUGUUGCCAGAUUCUGACUAUUCAUCAAAAACUGUUUCCCAGGUAAAAACACAUCCAAGUUCCAUUACAUCCUCCAAACAAGGGUUGCAAGUUUUCGUCUCCAUUGCAAAAGAAUCUUCAAUCACUGAUACCCAAUUACAACUGGUAUUAGGUGAUGAUACAAUGAACUCGUCAUUUUCUGAUUCUGAAACUGUAAACGAUACAAACAGUGCAGUUAAAGAAAAGGAGGACUCUUCUAAAAUUAAUCCAAAUUUAGUUACGGAUUCUGUAAAUCAAAAUAGCAAAAUGUGUUUGAAUAUUGACAUUGCUUGCCAAGAUGCGGAAAAACUCAAUGAAAACACUGCUAAAUUUAUAACUAAUCAAAGUAAAGGUGAAGAUGAUAGUAUUUCAUCAGCAAAUUUGAGUUGUUCAGAAACAAAUAAUUCUAGUAUUCUCGAAUCAGAGGAUAUUUUUGCCGAAACGAAAUUUGAUAACUCAAUAACUGUUCUAGAUUCUGUGAAAACAGAUAAUGCUGUUACUAUAGUUGAAGAUAGCCCAGCAAGUUGCAAAGAACUUGAGUUGAAUAUUGAAGACUCAAUGUCUUCAGACUGGGAUCAAAAUUGAUUUUGAAACAUGAAUUCAAGCCCCUUAAAUAAUAGUA